AUGCCCUAGCCACAAAAGCAUUCCCUGUGCCUACGUUCGCCGGCCGCCAUGGAGACCGCCGCCAAGCGGGCUCGUGCCGGCGACCCUACCAACAACGACCGGCUGAGCGCCUUGCCGGACGACCUUCUCCGCCACGUCCUCGCAUUCCUCCCCUCCCGACGGGCCGUCCAGACGGGCGUGCUCUCCAAGAGGUGGACGGGCCUGUGGCGCUCGGUGCGUCGUAUCGACAUCAAGAUCGACGUCAAUAGCCCAUACCACGGCGACUCCUAUUCCAAGGAGAAGUGGGAAAGGGCGGAGAACUUUGUAAACAACCUGCUCACCUUCCACGAUGCUCCAACCCUGGAUGCGUUCCGGAUCGUCAUCGGAUCAAAUCACAAGGAUCUACUUCCAACCAUCAACAGAUGGGUUUGCCGUGGCAUCAAGUAUCGCCCGGCCGAUGUCGAGAUCGGGUACUACUUUCACGGUGUGUACAAAUUACCCCAUCUGGACUCUGCCAGCACCGCUCUCCUCAAAAAGCUCUAUCUUUUCGGUGUGUAUUUGGACAACCAUUUCGAGAAGCAGCUCCGUUCAGGAUGCCCGGUCCUGGAAGACUUGACACUCCAAGAGUGUUGGACUUACUUCCGCGACAUUCACUCGAGCACGCUGAGGAAACUUGUUCUUCGUCACUGCUACGGUUCGUGGGAGAUGCUGGUUAUCAGGGCUCCUGCUCUUGUUUCCUUGACCAUAUUCACUCUGUAUCGUAAGAAUGGUGUUACGCUUGACGGGCCCAUGAACCACCUCGUGGAUGCAUCCAUUUGUCCGUUCGACAGAAGGUCCUCCAAUCCUAGCCGAGUCUCGCUUCUUGGCAGCCUGUUUAAUGUCAGGAAUCUCGAGCUGAUAUGCCUUCCGGCAGAGGUGAUGCUAGACAAGGAAUUAGAUAAAUAUCCAUCUUUCAUGAACCUGAAAACCUUGUCCAUGACCAGCUGCUUAGAUACCAAAACCUUCUUGGUAGAUGGACGUCUAGGUAGCAGCUGCGACCCGCACGAGAAAUUCAAUGCCCUAGCAAGAUUACUGCACAAGGCCCCGAAUCUAGAGAGGCUAACUUUGGAGAACUGCUGGAGUCCACGAGGGUCAGAGCAAAAGAUGACGGCGAGUGGCCUCUCACUUCGUACUCCAGACCAAAAGGAUUUCGAUUGUCCCAACUUGAAGUCAAUUGAAAUCAAAUAUAGAGAUGAUGGCAAAGAUCAUGAAAAGCACCAAAUGUUUCAACUUGUGUGCGGCCUUAUAAAGAACCUAGACUAUCCUGCCGUUACUUUCUCCAGAAUUAAGUGAACUUAGUCGUCCUUGGCUUGUAGUAUUUUUUCAGACUUACGUUGCACUAUGCCAGUAUGUGACAUUUUGUGUACUAUUUGUUUCUA
Messenger RNA from Lolium perenne, 1397 nucleotides. Its product is annotated as MEIOTIC F-BOX protein MOF-like. NCBI's taxonomy places the organism in Eukaryota, Viridiplantae, Streptophyta, Magnoliopsida, Poales, Poaceae. The record is from RefSeq and is a predicted model, not a curated record. Gene Ontology annotation, molecular function: protein binding.